GAUAAAUGUGAUUCUACGAGAUCAGCUUUGCUUGUUGCCAAAGACCCGUAAUUUUUAAAAAUGUUUGAGUAUGUUUAAACAUUGAUUGAAAAUAUGACACUUAACCGUUGAGGAGAUUUGCUUGGAGGCAGAGGGGUGUAAGUAAUUGAAUCAAACUUUAUUAUUAUUUAAUGUACAUCUAUGAUCUCGUUGAAUAUGGUUUUAAUCAUGCCUUAGGUCAUGGACCCAUGACGCACUUGGCGAAUGUGUUCUUAAAAAUGUUGAAAUCGCAUUGAAUCUGUUGUUCCAAUAUCACUGCUCAACAUUGUUUCAAUCAAUUUAAAUUCACAAGUUAAUAAUGGCAGUAAUGGUAUUCUACUAGUUCGAAUCUUACUGAGAGGAGAAGUAACCUUUUCGUCAUUUGCCCUUCUCAAUAUCCAUUUCUCACUCACGCCAGUAUUUGCGAAGUCUAGCUUUUGGAAUAAGGUAAAACUUUCACUCGACUGGCUUAGCCGCAAACAUCGAUAGUAAAUUAAUUGACUGAUAUUUUUGGUAUACUUUCUCACACGACAAAGUGACAAUACCACCUUCUUUUCGUUGCACAUAGUGAGUACGAAUGACGAUAAUGUACCAAUUAAGAUUACAACACUGUAUUUUAUUCACAAUUGUUCAUUCCAAAAUUUAGGAUUUUAUGACGAUCGUGAAGAUCAGAAUUUGGUUAUCAAUUUGAUUACCAAAAUUGUGUACAGUCUCACAAAUUCAAGCGGUGCUUUGCUAACUAGCCGACGUUGCGGCUGUGUUUGGCAGUCUUCUUCUAGGCAAAAUUAGGCCUAUUUCUCCUAAAAGAAGGCUGCCAAACACGGAUGAAACGAAGGGCAGUUAACAAAUUACCGUUUGAAAUCGUGAGACGUCCAAACUCCAAAUUUUAGUAUAUACUCGUUGGAAACCACUGUCAGGGACGAGUUUACAUACGCAGUAUUACACUAAAAGUGCAUCAUUACAUCGUAUACGGUGUCAUUGAGGCUCUGUUUUAGAAUCCGUAUGAUACAUAAUAUGAUAUUGAAUCGUAUUGUUGGCGAUUUCCAUAAAUAGGAAGGAUAAAACAUGUAUUAGUAGCGCUCGCCUGUCUAUUCAUACUUUUAAUAAUGAGUUUCUGUCUGUCUGCAUUACCCUUAUAGAUUCGGAAAUAUCUGAAACAAUCGGCGUGAGCAUUUACAUGCCAGUUUGUUUUUUUUUAGCCGGGGAAGAUUCUAAACAACUUGACAAAUUAACUGGCAAUACACAUAACGGGGAACUUCUCUAUGGAGCUGUAUGCCAAAAACCCGCCCAGCCGGUUUUCUAUAAUUUUUCUUUUUUAUAUAUCAAGUUGAAAUGUAUUUUUAUUUACAUUUCAAAAUAAAAUAAACUUACAUUUUUGAAAAUACUAUGAUGAUUAAAUUGUAUACUAUAGGUCCUUACUGAUGUAACAAUGAUCCGACAAAAUGGUCACUAAGGAUUUAUGUUUGUGUAUUUUAAAAAAUGUUGCGCGCAAGACGCAUCACGAUAGCGCAGUGUUCGUUCAGGGAGCCUGAGUCAUAAUUACCCCAACAGGGUUAAAUUAAGGGCUUUUUCUUAAUUUGUCAAUACUUCAUCUAAUUUUUGAAUUCAGAAAAAUUAUAAUGCUUCCACACAGUGCUGGGAAAAAUCGCGAAGUUCAUUCUGCGGAGUCAAAGCUAUUCAAAUCACAGCUACCCAUGGUUUUGAAUGCAAAACCGUUCGCUACGGUAGUCUAGCUUGUUGAAUUUCAUUUGAAACCCAAUGUUGCUACGGUAGUUUGCUACAGUAGAUCGCUCUCGCUGUUGUAUCAGGUUCUAAUGGGAUUCUCUAGAUGGGUCGUAUUCAGGGACAAGUUUGGAGACAAGGCUUCGGGAUAAUUUGGUAUCAGGCUGGGUACCCGAGCAAAGUCCAACAACAAAAUUAAAGCAAAUCAAAAACAUGAUUUGUAUUCAGCAACAAAUUGAUAUCACAUUUUGAUAUCAUUUUAUCUUUACUUAAUUUGAUUUCAAAUUUUGCUUUCGGUUUGCUGUCAUUUUGAAUUAAUGUAAAUAUUUAGUGUUACAAUAGUUUUUAAAUAUUUAAGUAAACUAUGUGAAGGGAUAUAUCAUUAGUGCAAUUGUAUUAUUGCAUUUAGGAUUUGAUAUCAACCGAAAAACUCUACAUUUAACUAUUUUUAAUUUUUCUUGCGCUGAUAACAAAAACAGUUAUCAGUUUGCUAUCAUCGAUAGCAGGAAUGGUUUUUAAUUUGCUGUCACAGGAACAUUUUUCUGCUCUCAUUUUUGAUGUUUUAACCGUUAAAACGGCCAAAACGACAUCAACCUGAGUUAUCAAAAUUUGCAAUAUCAUAACAUCAAAACUAGUUUUCAAUUUGCUAUCAGACUUUGCUCGGGUAGACCUUCGCUGGAUGUAUAGGUCGGGCUCCUUGGUGAGAUGAGCGGAGGAAUGUUCCCUUGACUGAUUGAUAGCGAGCGUUUUCGCUGGCAAAUCGGACGGAAAAUCAGAGCAGACCUCUUGAGAAACGGCACUGGACGUGUGUGUGUGUCGAACUUUCAGCUUGAAACCAGCAUAUUUGUAGCUUCUGAAGGAAUCGAAAAUAAAGCUAACUAUUUUGUUGAAUAAGUAAGAACAACAGGACAUCUUGUUAUGAUCUGAUUCAGAUUAUUUUAUUCCGAUGCACGUAGCCUUUCUGAAGAACGGUACGCAGUUAGGCGUGGGGUUUUCACGCCACCGCCGAUGCUUCCUGGAACGGCAUCAUACAUCAUAACCAAAAACUGGAUGCACCAGCGUUCCACCAUGCAUACAAUAUACUAUAUUCUUGAGAACUUGGGGAGCCACAAGCCGAUUUGCGUCGAUUUUACACUUUUACAUCGGAAAAAACUCCCACUUGAGAGGUGGAACGAGACAGCCUGUUCCUGCUGAAUCACGAAUGAGGCAUUCGAGGACCAAGAGUAAAGUUGUUACGGGAGGGUCUCUGCUAAAAGGCAUAGUCGGGCUUUCGGGAACGCGUCCACGGGAAGUAUGGUGCAUUGGAUAUGAUGGUCGAUCAUCCUAAAGAAGGGCACCAGGCGGCAGUACGACAAAUGAAUUUCAAUGAAACUCAUUUGGAGCUCCCGUGUUGCAGCUGCUACUGUAGGGCACUGCAUGAAGUUAUCUCCUUCUCUUUCACUCUUACAGAAAUUUUGUAAAUAACAAGGCCAAGAAACGUCAAAAUCCCAUAUAAAAUCAAAACAAUGCAGUGCCCUGUAGCAGUUUAUUGGAUCGCCUACUAUACUAGUUCAAAAAAAAUUCUCCCGGAUAUGAAGAGCCAGCGAUACAAUCAUCAAAUUCAAGCAAACUACUGUUACCAUUCCCAUCACUGCUUCCACAUCAUGGUUGCUUGCGUUAUUCAUUUAACACGAUAUUAAACAUGUUAGGGACAAUUUUAUUCAUAGUAAUAUUUGAGUCUACAUGUAGAGUAUAUGGCCUAUUGAUCUAUCUACCCACGCUACGGGCUCCAUCAAAGAUCGAGCAUCUUUUGAACCCCCUCAACCAUUCAUCCAUCAGUACAGGUCGCCUGACGGUAACACCUUGGAUUAGGAUUACCUGUUUGGUGGACUACCUAUUUUCAUGGAUAAUACUCCCAAAACAAUCAAAUUUGUGAUUUAUAAGUCGGGUCACACAAAUGGUUGCCUUAGAUUGGUUUCGAUUUUUUUAUGCUAAAAAAAAUACUCCCAAUUUGGCUAAACGAAUGUCUAGGCAAAUUUUCUAUUUUUUCUCUUUAUGUAUUACUAGCUGUCCCGGCAAACGUCGUACUGCCUGCCUACUGUGUUUUUGACGUACAGCUCCAUAGGGACGUCCCCCGCAAAGUCAUCUGUAUGGGAGCCCUCCGUUUCAGAGGUCCCGCACCAAGCUAAAAACCUUCCCCGGCCCCAAAAAUACUCACAUGCAAAAUUUCACAGCGAUCGGUCCAGUAGUUUUCGAAUCCAUAACGGUCAGACAGACAGACAGACUGGAAUUCAUUUAUAUAUAUACUAGCUGUCCCGGCAAACGUCGUACUGCCUGCCUACUGUGUUUUUUGACAUGCAGCUCCAUAGGGACGUACCCGGCGAAGUCUUUUGUAUGGGAGCCCCCCGUUCCAGAGACCGGAGAGGUCUGACACCAAGCUAAGAACCUUCCCCGGUCCCCAAAAUACUCACAUACAAAAUUUCACACCGAUCGGUUCAGUAGUUUUCGAAUCCAUAGCGGUCAGACAGACAGACAGACAGACAGACAGACAGACAGACAGACAGAAAUUCAUUUUUAUAUAUAUAUAUAUAUAGAUAUAUAGAUAUAGAUAUAGAUAUAUAGAUAUAGAUGUAGAUAUAGAAGAUAGAUGUACACUAGGCCUGUCCAACUUUCCAAAAAUGUUCUCUAAUUCUCAAGUCCACCCCCAUAUUUUGAUUGGCAUCCUAAAAGAAGUAACUGGUCAAAAUAUCAGCCAAAUCCAUUAAAAUUAAGAGGUGCAUCAACUCAAUUUUGUGUUUUUCGACUAUUUUUGAACUUCAAAAAAUCAUAACUACACUAAAACAUGUCAAAACUUAAUUCUUUCGGCAGAAAUUGAAAGCUAUACUUGUUUGCUACAACUUCUUCGAACAACGUGUGCGAAUAAAAUUGAAGGAAACAUGUGUAAUUAUCACAUUUGUAAUCAGAAAAACCUUAAAAAGUUGAUUUUUUGAUAGAUUUUGUUCUGGAACACCCUAAUAUACGUAAUAAGUUUGAUAUUUUAAAACGGCAUCAUAUUCUCUUAUGUUUUUGGGUUAUUUGCUUCUUUGACACCAAUACUGUAGGAGUUGAGCAAAAAAUAUUAAAAUUCGGGAAAGCCAAAAGUGGCCUAAAAACUAGCUUUUUGGAGCCAAUCACGCUGUGGCGCGAAAUUGUACUGAACGUAGUAGCUUUGCUUCCUUGUAGUUUGCCUUGGCUACCCCCUACCACGGGUGAUAACAAACAAGCGUGAUGACAGCUGUUGGUUAUCAUAUCAGUGCUGACGCGAUGCCACUUUUUGCGCGCCAAAGCGUGAUUGCACCCGAAAAGCUAGUUUUUAGGUUACAUUUGGCUUUCACGAAUGUUAGUAAUUUUUGCUCAACUCCUACAGCAUUGGUGUCAAAGAAGCAAAUAACUAAAAAACAUUGGAGAAUAUGAUGCCGUUUUGAAAAAUCCAACUUAUUACGUAUAUUAGGGUGUUCCAGAACGAAAUCUAUUAAAAAAUCAACUUUUAAAGGUUUUUCUGAUUACAAAUGUGAUAAUUACACAUGUUUCCUUCAAUUUUAUUCGCACACGUUGUUCGAAGAAGUUGUAGCAAACAAGUAUAGCUUUCAAUUUCUACCGAAAGAAUUAAGUUUUGACAUGUUUUAGUGUAGUUAUGAGUUUUUGAAGUUUAAAAAUAGUCGAAAAACACAAAAUUGAUUUGAUGCACCUCUUAAUUUUAAUGGAUUUGGCUGAAAUUUUGACCAGUUACUUCUUUUAGGAUGCCAAUCAAAAUAUGGGGGUGGACUUGAGGAUCAGAGAACAUUUUUGAAAAGCUGGACAGGCCUAAUGUACACUGUACAGCCAUAACGAAUCAUUCUUUCAUUCCACUGUUUUAAACCUUUACUCUUUAAACCAAAAAAGAUCAAAAAAAUAUUAGGUACAGCUGUUCAAUAAUUUUAAGAAAUAGGGUUUGUCUACCACUACUGUAUACUCCUCAAGUUUGUAUAUAUUUGUAGUUUAUAGAAACAUCGUUUGUUCUCACGAAGGGCUCUAAUUUUUCUUAAGGACAAACGUCUUGAAAUCCCGCUUUAAGAGUGCAUGAGAACUUAAACCGCACAAAUCUCAAGAAGCAAGCUUCAAACAACAGUGCAGUUUAUUAUUCUGCUCUUGCUUACUUGUAAUAAGCUUAAAAUAAGAAGAUCAAAUGCGCUGAUUUUGUUUACGAAGAGAUUUGUGCCCUCGAAAUCAAGAGUAGGUGCCAAAGUCGGCCAUUGUGGCGGCCAUCUUGGGAUUCUAACAAGUCUGUCCUUAACCGUUAUGUGUCCGACAAACUUUUUGCUUUUUUCUACACCGUGUAUUUUAAAUGGGUGCUGGAUACCCGGGUACCCUGUCGGCCUCAUAAGGGUUAAAGCACGUAAUUAGUCGUAUAGAAUUAACCAAAGACCGCAAAGGGAUCAGACCCUUGUGAAAAUAUUCUUUUAUACUAUUUGUUUUUGGAUGAAAGUGGGAGUACCCUGCUUAUCAGAUAGAGCAGCCUCCUUUUUUUGAGAAACCAGCCUUCUUUUCGAAGAGAUAUGUAUCCAAAUCUAGAUGUCCAGACGUCUGCAUUCGGAUUCGAAAUUUGUAUCCCACGUACAUUUCAUGAAAAAAAACGAGAUUUUUUUAUCCUUAACCCUUUAUAAGGCAGUGGCAACUAUAUUGCCACCUACUGUUUGUAUUUAUAUCUGUGUUGUAACAAUUUAUUUCGAACUUUUUUUUGGUUUACGCAAAAUAGGGAUUACCAACAACGCCUGGUAUUUUUUUGAUGCUAAACAAAGCUUUCACAACAAUUUGGGAGCCAUUUGUAUUCUCAAAAAUGGCUAAAUUUGACCGCGUGAAUAAAAUAAGCUCAAACUUAUUGAAAUUUUUUAGAUUCGGUAAAUAUUUUAAGAAAUAAUCAAAUUAUGAGCUAAACAACACAGUUCACAUUAUGGGUUAAGCCAUAAUCCACUCUAAAAUCUCUUUUCCGGCUUUUUGUCGAAGUCAAAAGAAGAAAAGUAUCCUAAACGGGCAGUGGCAACUAUAUUGCCACCUAGAUUUUUGAGAGUUUCUUUCAAACAAAAAUUGUUUUGCACAUGUAAUCAUGUAUAUAAUCAUCUCCAUGAUAGUAUGCAUUGACAACUCUUCUAGUUUUCUCGGCCUUAUAAAGGGUUGAAUCAUACGCCAUUUCAAAAGCUGCCAAGCAAAUGAUAACCUGGAUCUAUCACUUGUAUUGCUCUCAUCUCUACUCCAACUCAGUAGAUCCCAAUUGUUCAAACGAUGUGGUUCAUUGUUCGGCGUGUUGUUCAUCCGAAGCGCGUGCUCAUUGUUUUGUUGAAAUUCAAACCGCCGCAAGUAGAAGCACCGUCGUGUAUUCAAUUGUGAAACAAAUCGCCUGCUACUGCAAAAUGGCAACUCCAAUGGCCACGGGAAAGAUUCCUGCGGAGGAAUACUGCCGCUGUUGUCUGACCGAGGCAACCGAUCUGCUCUUCGAUGUGUUUGCCAUUUUGGAGGAAUCCAAGGGCCCAAUCAGCGAGCUGAUUGCCACGCUUUGCGGAAUAAUCAUUUCAGAGAAGGACGAUGCGUCGAAGAACAUUUGCGGGGACUGCUUGAGAGAGCUGGUUAACACGUUUCGGUUCCGCGAACGCUGCCUCGGUUCGAAUCGGAUUCUGAAGGUGAAAUCCACGGGUGACGGUGCUGAGGCGCCUGCGGUCGUGAAACAUGAACUGGAAUCGGAAAAGAAAGUGCAGGAUAAGGCUACGCAAAAUGCGCUUCCGAGGGCAGAGAAGGAGUGCCAGACGGAGAAAGUUUCUAACAAAGAUAGCACACAGAAAAAGGCUUUCGGUUGUCUUGAGUGUCGGAGCUCGUUCACUGACAAACCGGAGCUGUUGGACCACAUUCGUAUCCAUCGGUGUCCGUUUCAGUGUAACGUUUGUUUUAGGAGAUUCAAACUUUCUGGGGACCUUAUGCUACACAUGGGAUCGCACCACGGCAGUGAUGCUUAUGGCAGAGCAAUUCUGACGGUGAACUAUCGAGGACGAUAGUUUUGG
Aedes albopictus (Asian tiger mosquito) is the source of this 7787-nucleotide messenger RNA. Its product is annotated as GDNF-inducible zinc finger protein 1-like. The record is from RefSeq and is a predicted model, not a curated record. The transcript is spliced from 2 exons. NCBI's taxonomy places the organism in Eukaryota, Metazoa, Arthropoda, Insecta, Diptera, Culicidae. Gene Ontology annotation, molecular function: zinc ion binding. Gene Ontology annotation, cellular component: nucleus. Bases 6945 to 7781 code for a protein of 278 amino acids.